AUAAAAAAACUUAAGAAACAAGAAGAAAAAAAGAGAGGGAGAGAAUUAUUAUUAUUAUUAUCAUUAUCAUUAUUAUUAUUGAUUUAAUAACUAUUUUGAUAUAUAUCUAAAUUUUUAUAUUUUAAAUCUCUCUCUCUCUUUGUUUUUUUGGUGUUCUUCAAUGGCUUCAAUCCCUCAUUUCUACUCCGAUUACCAAUUUUCUUCUGAUGAAUUCUCAGAGAUUACGUCUGUAAUAGCCAACCAGGAAAAUUAUGGUACUAUUAACGGUGGCGCCACUACUAAUGGUGCAAUUUCGAGUGGUGCAAUGAUGUGUCAUCAGCAGAUUAGCCUGCCGUUAUUGUAUGAUGAUGGUAAUAUUAAUGGUGGCGGCGGCGGUGGUUGUGUUGAUCAGAGUUUUCAUACGGCUGAAUCCGAUAUCUUGUCGGGGGUUCCGGCCACCACUACUUCCUCAUUUGCUGGGGUUUCUGAUAUGUCUGUGCCGUCGUUAUUGGAGUAUAAAAUGGGGUUUAGUGGCGGCAUUGGGAAGAUUCAGAAUUUUGGUGGCGGAUUUCAGUUUUCUGAUGCAUGUGAAUAUGGAGAAGAUUGUUGUGGGUUUGUGCAAAAUUAUAAGUCUGUCUGUCCUGAAACCGGAGAUAAUUGGGGAAUUCAAUGUAAUCAAAUGCCAGCAAUUCAAGAACACGCCAACAUCAAAGUUGGCCGGUAUACAGUUGAAGAAAGAAAAGAUCGAAUACUUCGGUACUUGAAAAAGAGAAACCAAAGGAACUUCAAUAAAACUAUCAAGUAUGCUUGUCGCAAAACCCUAGCUGAUCGAAGAGUUCGUGUCCGUGGAAGAUUUGCAAGAAAUAACGAAUUGUCUGAAGAAGAAAGUGGAGGGAAAAAGAACGAUAAUCCAAAUCAAGAAAAGGAUUCAUUUUGCAAUGAUUCUCUUGAGAUCAAGAACGACGACGAUGAUUGGCUGCAAGAGGCAGUAGCAAGUCUAAUGUACGUACCAUACAUAGCUGGGUGACUUAUAUGGAAUCAAACAAGUACUUGUGGGAUAAUCACAAUUAAGCAAUUUAAUUGUUUAUUUAAUUUUGUGAAAGUGUACAAUUAUCUAACCAAAGCUAAAAGCUAGAGAGGGAGAGAGACAAAAUAUAUCCUUAAACAUCAUUUUCAAAUUGAACUUUAGUCCCAAAUUGAAGUUCAAAAGAGAAAAAGAUUCACCUAACUAUCAUAUGAUAAUCUUGCUUCAACUAUGACAUAAAAAAGAUUUGGCACAACUGUUGUAAUUAAUGUUUGUACGUGAUGAUGGAUUGAAGUCUUAUUGGAAAUUUUAACGAGCUCCAAUUCAAUUCGUUUCGA
This is a messenger RNA of Mercurialis annua (annual mercury), 1341 nucleotides long. Its product is annotated as zinc finger protein CONSTANS-LIKE 15. The record is from RefSeq and is a predicted model, not a curated record. Gene Ontology annotation, molecular function: protein binding. Gene Ontology annotation, cellular component: nucleus. The transcript has 4 exons. Gene Ontology annotation, biological process: regulation of flower development. NCBI's taxonomy places the organism in Eukaryota, Viridiplantae, Streptophyta, Magnoliopsida, Malpighiales, Euphorbiaceae. The coding region runs from base 161 to 1006 and encodes 281 amino acids.